AUGGUGCUUUUAAUGAAAAUCUUUGAUAACUCCUCUACCGAUACCACAACAGCUACUUCUCCAAAUCUUUUACCAACAUUAUUAACUACACCUUCAACUACUUCAAUUCCUACAUCAACCAUUUUAACACCAGCAAUAACAACAACAACCCCAAAUAUUGCUUCAAAACAAGUUGAUACUCUUUUACCUAGAACACCCCCAGCAUUAUUAAAAGAAAAUGAAGGAAAAGAAAAAACGCUAGAAAAGGAAGAAGAAAAAUUGAAGGAAAAGGAAAAUUUAUCUUUGGAGAAGGAAAAAGUUGAAGAACCUGAAAAACUGAAAGAACAACAACAACCAUUAAUUAGUGUUGGGGGAGAUGAAGGAAUGGAAGAUGAAAUUAUUGUUGCACCACCAGCAGUUAUUAGUAAUAGUAAUACUUCACAAGAACAGUCUAGUAUAUCUAGUGUUAAUUUCAAUUUUAAUAUGGGAGGAUUGGGUGCAACAUCAACUCCAGUCAAUGCAAGUCGAAAUCCUUUUGGUUCAAUUCAACCAAAACCUGGCGGCCUUUUUAGUGGGUCUCCACAAAGUGAAUCAUGGAGGUCUCCUUUCAGUCCUUCUGUUAAUACAAAUCAAAAUAAUAGUGGAGCUUUUGGAUCUUUUGGAGCAAUUAGUAGUGGAGGUGGGGGUGGUGGUAGUUCUGGAUCUUCAGGUUUUGGUACUUCUCCUUUUGCUUCUGCUCCAAUAAAACCUUCAGUAUUUGGAGCAGCCCCAGUUUGGAACAGUCCUUUUGGUGGUGGGGGUAUGGCUAGCAGUGGUGGUUCUUCAGGUGCUGGAAGUGGAGGAGGAGGUUCUAUGUUCGGUGGUGGAAUUAAUAAAAGUGGUGGUUCUACAACAACAGGGAUUGGAACAACUGGAUUUUCUGCUUUUGCUUCAAAAUCAUCAGCCUUUGGACAAUUGGCAAGUCAAGCACAACAACAAAAUGAACAACAAAAACCUUCUCUAUUUGGUGGAGGUACCGCUUCGUUAAACACUUCAGGCGGUGGUGGUGGAGGAUCAGUUUUUGGAGGGUAA
This is a messenger RNA of Meloidogyne enterolobii, 1050 nucleotides long. The record is from the annotation of a GenBank genome assembly. Lineage: Eukaryota; Metazoa; Nematoda; Chromadorea; Rhabditida; Meloidogynidae.